Messenger RNA from Dovyalis caffra, 219 nucleotides. The record is from the annotation of a GenBank genome assembly. Lineage: Eukaryota; Viridiplantae; Streptophyta; Magnoliopsida; Malpighiales; Salicaceae.
AUGGGUGAAAUGGGGGACCAUAAAAAAUUACUGUUGUGGAGACCAGGCGUGUUUGGAAAUGCUGAAGAGCCUGGUUACCAAAAGCUAAAGGUUCAAGAUAAAAAGCCUAGCAAGUGGGUGUUGGUGGAUUCUGAAAAGUUUCACAUGGUGGCAGAGAAGAAAGUGAAGAAAGGUCAAGUCAUACAAGAUGGGGUGGUGGCGCAGUUGGCUAGCGCGUAG